Messenger RNA from Gryllus bimaculatus (two-spotted cricket), 2173 nucleotides. The record is from the annotation of a GenBank genome assembly. NCBI's taxonomy places the organism in Eukaryota, Metazoa, Arthropoda, Insecta, Orthoptera, Gryllidae.
CCAGUUACAUUCUGCCGAGAGUGAAAUCGGCAGGCAUGCCUUAGGAAACAAACGAAGAUCACAGUGCGGAGAAGUGAAAUUCAACAUGGCGGCGACCUUAGUCAGAUGUUUGCGUGAUACUUUGAAAAUAAUUGAUUGGGCAGUUAUAUCGGUUUUGGGACGCCCUUUUCCUCCAAGCGACCCUUGCCUGGCCGUUGCUCAUUAUGAAACAGCACCGGAAAAAACAUAUUCUUUGGAUAAUGUGUUCGACAGUGCUUUUCUAUGGGCUGUUCCCAAACAUAGGACGACUAUUGAAAAGCGGUUGAAACGGAAAUUUGGAAGUCCUGAUUAUGGAAUGAAGAUUUACCUUCCUAAAACAAAUUUGCUUGAAUGUAAUACAUGUGGCCAUCACCACGAAGCAGGAGUAUUAUGCUCACACUGCUAUGAAAAAGUUAUUGCAGAAACAAAGGAAAUGCAAGAGAAAAUUCAGGAAAAUCUUGGUCUUUCCCCUGUUGAGCAAGACGUAGUUGUUCUGUAUGAUAACGAAAGGCAGAAAGAACCUGAAGAAUUUUGGCAGGGCAAGAGGAUAGUUGAAAUGAAGAAAGAACGCCCUCCAUGGUUCUCAAAGAACUUAAUGCAGCGAUCAACUCAAUCUCCUGCAGCAAGUAAUGAUGUUAAACCUACAGAGUUGGCAUAAUGCUAUGAAUUGCUAUAGAAAGUUAAGGUUUUCAAGAUUUCCUAUUAAAGGCAAUGAAAAUAUGUAAUCAAAAAACUUCUUUAUUAAUGAAAUAAAGGAGAAUAAAUCCCCACAACUAUAAAAAUACAAUCUCAGCACCCUUAAAUAGUCAAUAAUCACUUCAACAAUUGGUAAAUAGAAACUACCAUCACAGACAAAGAACAUACAAAUUUUAUUUACCUAAAGCAACAUUGUUCCAGGUAUUCUUAGUCCUUGUAAACCAGUUUGGUCAGGACUGUCCUUUAAACUUUUGUCCACAUCAAUAUUGCUAGGCAAGGCUUAAUAUAAUCCAUAUUUGAAAAUGCAAUAUUUAACAAUUGGGAUUGCCGAGGUCAAAUAAUCAAAUGUACAAUACUUUACUUGUAAUUUUACAUUUUAUGAAGCUACAGAAAACUGGCAUUAAAACACCUAGUUUGUUUCAUUUGUUACAGAAUGUAAUUAUAAAUAUUCUAAUAAAAUCCUCACUUUGACCUCUACAUUCAUGUCGAUUGUUUUAGUAAGGGUUCACUUGGAUUUCCUUCUUAAUACUUACAAAUUCCCGGUAGUUAAACUACACAAUGUACCAGGGUGUUCUUAGAACUCUUAGUCAAUUGUUAUUAUUAAUCAAAAAAUGUUAUGAAUAGUUUAAAUACUUUCUGAAGUAUUACGUUCUAUUAUAAUACCAGAGUUUUUUCCACAUAAUGAACCAUUGAGUUUCAAUUAAUAAAAUAAAAAUUACCGUUUGCAGAAGUAAACUUACUUACAUUCCCUUGUAAAACAUAUUUUGUAUUACAUUUAUACUGUAUAAACUAGUCAUCAUAGACAAUCUUUCAUAGUGCACAAAGUUUUAAAUUGAAUAGAACAUAAAUAUAUCCAAACCAAAUUCUGUCACACUGGAACCCAGAAGAUAGCAUACUACAAAAGUAUUCCUUCCAAGCUACUGUUCUAGUGUAGUAAAAUAUUUUCUAUAAAGCAUCCAAGUUUUUAGGAACAACUUCAAAAUUAUUUAUAAUGGACUCAGGUUCAGGAUCUUCAUCAGCAAAAUGACUCAUUACAUGUUGCUGAAACUCUUCAAAUUCCACUGAUUUCGGAUAAACUUUGCUACACAGGGGACACAUCCAUUGUUCAAUAGGUGUUGAGGCAGGAUUUGAAGAGGCAUGAAAAGAUGCAGCUCGUUCACUUAGGCGUCUUGGUCCUGAGCCUCUCUUAAAUGAAGAUGGAGUUGGUAGUUCAGAGAGAGGAGGCUCUGCCACACACUGCAACUGGCGCUACAAAAGGUAAAGAAUUGGAUAAUGACUAUAAGUUAAAGUAGUCAGUCCCCACUGGUCAUCUGAAUACAUUUUCUUUGCCUUAAAUUAAUGGGUGCAAUACAUGAGCAAGUCUUGAGAAUGUUUAUCACUACAAAACGCUUCAAAUUAAAAGGUUACACCAUAAUAAGUUUUAUUUCUGACCAAAAUACUGUAAUAAUGAGGAAAAUUU